Molecule: messenger RNA, 1567 nt
Organism: Coccinella septempunctata (seven-spotted ladybird)
Lineage: Eukaryota; Metazoa; Arthropoda; Insecta; Coleoptera; Coccinellidae
Gene: CstF64
Product: cleavage stimulation factor subunit 2 tau variant
Exons: 2
Coding region: 126-1439 (437 amino acids)
Biological process (GO): mRNA 3'-end processing
Cellular component (GO): mRNA cleavage and polyadenylation specificity factor complex
Molecular function (GO): mRNA binding
Source: RefSeq, a predicted model, not a curated record
CACUCCAAUCGCUAAUGGCUGUGUUCUGUGUUCUUCAUCAAGUAUCAAGGCCUGUUAGGAUUGCGAUUAAUUAAAAAUCCAAAGAAGUGUUUUGUUUUGCUUCUGGAUACUGAAAACUCAUCACCAUGGAUAAUUUAGAAGCGAAUAUAAUGGAUAAGUCGAUGAGAUCGGUGUUCGUUGGAAAUAUUCCAUACGAAGCUACCGAAGAAAAAUUGAAAGAUAUUUUUGGUGAAGUUGGUCAAGUAUUAUCUUUCAAGCUUGUAUUCGAUAGAGAAACCGGUAAACCCAAAGGUUAUGGAUUUUGUGAAUACAGAGACCAAGAAACCGCCUUGAGCGCCAUGAGAAACUUGAAUGGUUAUGAAAUAGGAGGAAGAAACCUCAGGGUCGAUAAUGCUUGUACUGAAAAAUCAAGGAUGGAAAUGCAAAACUUAUUGAAUCAACCACCUGUUGAAAAUCCUUACGGAGAACCUAUCCAAGCAGAAAAAGCACCUGAAGCAAUAAGUAAAGCUGUAGCUUCUCUACCUCCUGAACAAAUGUUUGAGCUGAUGAAACAGAUGAAAUAUUGUAUUCAAAACAAUCCGGCAGAAGCAAGGCAAAUGCUUUUACAGAAUCCACAACUUGCCUAUGCUCUGCUUCAGGCUCAAGUUGUGAUGAAAAUAAUUGAUCCCCAUACUGCAGCUAGUAUGCUACAUCCAACCACUCCGGUCCCACCCCCAUUAAUGCCAAAAGACUCUUCGAUAGCAGGGCCUGUACCGAUAAGUAGUGCUUUCAUGAACCAAUCAGUCCCUCCACCAAGGCCAGAUUUUCAGACAAUCCCCCCGGUCCACAACAUCCACCCAAACAACCAACCAGUUUUCUCGAGUCAGGACAUCGAUUUACGUUCACUAGAUCCCCGAGGAUCAGCUCCGGAUCCUAGAAUGACCAGAAUAGCAGAUCAAGACAUGCGAAGUCUACCUGGUCCCUUACCAAACCCCCUGCCCCCUCCUGUAGCAGAAAAUUUCAGCAGGGACCCAAGGGGGGCACCUUCCUCUUUUCCUAUGGAUCCUCGUGCACCAGUCUCGUUUCCUGCAGAUCCAAGGAUAGGUAACGAUCCCAGAGGCACUCCAGGGUUCAUAAACGAUCCCAGACAGACUCCUAGGGUGGACCCUAGACAGAAACCGGUCCCAAUGCCGAACCCACAGCCUGUAAGGCCUCCUCCGCAGAUGCCUGCUCAGGUACCGCAGCCAAUUCCUCCGAGACCUGUGGCUGCACCCCCGAAUAUGGCCGCGGCCGGUGCAAACAUUGGCCCUGCCGGAGCUUCAGAUCAGGAGAAAGCAGCACUCAUUAUGCAGGUACUGCAGUUGUCAGAUGAACAGAUUGCAAUGUUACCUUUGGAGCAGAGGAGUAGUAUUCUGUUGUUGAAGGAACAAAUUGCAAAAAGUGCUGGCAACAGGACUUGAAGUCUAUCGGAAGAUUCUGAAUGUUGUACUUGUGUUUAUCAUUAUACAUUUUAUGUUAUUUUCAUUAUUAUUUCUGAAUUCAAUUGUCAAGAAAGAAUGGUCGUAAAAUAUAUUAGAGAGUUUUUUAA